UCUGGAAGAAUCUGACUCGUGUUAAUCCUCGUAGAUUUAUAUGAACAUGGCGAGUUGUGUAAAGAUAACUUUUAGCUGUGCUUUUACACUUUAUUGUCUGAACGAGUGAGGGGCAACCAACCAACCAACCGGGCUUGAAAUUCAAAGUGAAGGAUCACCAUGAGUCUACGAGAGAUCAGCGAGAACGUGAAGCUGGCCCGCGAAUACGCCCUGCUGGGAAACUACAGCUCAGCCAGUGUUCUCUAUCAUGGAUUAUUAGACCAAAUCAAGAAGUAUGUGUACACCGUACGGGACAGCAGUUUUCAGCAGAGAUGGCAGCAGUUGUGGCAAGAAAUCAGUGAAGAGAAUCGACAGGUUCAGGACAUAAUGUCGACUCUGGAGAACUUUCAGCUGGACACGACGCCUGCUAAACCCAGUAACCACGACGACUAUGAAAUAAGGCCUGUGCCUGUAGAACCGAGACAUUCUCCCUGCCCUGUCAGGCGGCCAGCUAACCCCUAUAAAGAAAGCAAACCUCCCAACAACAGGCUGAGCGUGGCUGUGAGGGCCCAGCAGAGGCACUUGCCUCGCGGGGCCAAUGGAGACAGAAGCAAACCACCUAAAGGCAAAGAAAAGAGGGAGUCGAGAGAGGCUGCUGGCAAAGCUAAAGAUGAUAAGAAUAAAUCAGAUGUCCAAGACAAAGAGUUGAAAAAGUUUGACGGGACAGGAUAUGAUAAAGACCUCGUGGAAGCUCUGGAGAGAGAUAUUAUAUCUCAGAAUCCAAAUGUUAAAUGGGACAACAUCGCAGACUUGGAAGAUGCAAAAAAACUCCUGAAAGAAGCAGUCGUGUUGCCGAUGUGGAUGCCAGCAUUUUUCAAAGGCAUAAGAAGACCAUGGAAGGGAGUGCUGAUGGUUGGACCUCCAGGCACGGGGAAAACACUUUUGGCCAAAGCAGUUGCCACUGAGUGCAGAACCACAUUCUUCAACGUCUCCUCGUCUACGCUCACCUCCAAGUACAGAGGGGAGUCUGAGAAGCUAGUUCGCCUUCUCUUUGAAAUGGCACGCUUUUAUGCGCCAACGACGAUCUUCAUUGAUGAAAUAGACUCCAUGUGCAGCCGCAGAGGGACUUCAGAGGAACAUGAGGCCAGCCGGAGAGUCAAGGCAGAGCUACUGGUGCAGAUGGAUGGAGUCGGUGGAGCAUCAGAAAACGAUGAUCCUUCUAAGAUGGUGAUGGUGCUGGCGGCCACCAACUUCCCAUGGGACAUCGAUGAGGCUCUGAGAAGACGGCUGGAGAAGAGGAUCUACAUCCCUCUGCCUUCAACCAAAGGACGAGUAGAGCUGCUCAGGAUUAAUCUGAAGGAGCUGGAGCUGGCCAGCGAUGUGGACUUGAACAAGAUCGCAGAGCAGUUGGAAGGUUACUCAGGAGCAGACAUUACCAUUGUUUGCAGGGACGCCUCUCUGAUGGCCAUGAGGCGCAGAAUUGAGGGCCUCACGCCAGAAGAGAUCCGUAACAUUUCCCGUGACGAGAUGCACAUGCCCACCACCAUGGAGGACUUUGAGUCAGCUCUGAAGAAAGUGUCCAAAUCUGUGUCUGCAGCCGACCUGGAGAAGUAUGAGAAGUGGAUCGAAGAGUUUGGGUCCUGCUGAAAAACACCAGCAUCCACGUCACUUGUAUGUGAACUAUUGUGAGACUGAGUCAUAGGGUUAUGGUGAGUGUUAGUACUGACUGUGUCAACUUAUGUCUGUGUGUUCUUUGAAUCAUUAAGGUGAUAUUGAAGAGUAGGUUUAUACUUAAAGUAAAUAUGUGCACUUGAAAAAUGGCACCUCUUCCUAUUGUACAUUAUGUUAAUGUUAUGCAGAAGUCUUAAUGGAAAGAGGUGACCCGGGAGUCAACUUGAUGCGUGAUAUUUCAGUCAAAUAUUGACACGUUACUUGUUUUAAUGAUCCUGAAAUCAUCAAGAUGUAAGACCAAUCCAACUGUAGCUGUGGGGAAAAACUGACAAAUCUGAGGACACAAAGUUUCCUGCAACACUCGGACAGUAAAGUUUAUUUCCAGAGAUGUUUCACUGCUAUUUUGUACCGUUGUAUCUGACAAUGAGAAACUGAGCUAACUGCCAAUCAAGUGUUGCUCUUGUUUUUUUUCUUUUUUAUGCACUUGAUUUUAUUUGGAGUUGUGUGGUUCUUCCACGUUUUUGGAAAUGUAAAUUCUUAAGCACAUAACACUAACAAGAUAUUUCUAUAAAUAAAGCUAACAGUGAUUAUGGAUAUUAA
Molecule: messenger RNA, 2250 nt
Organism: Epinephelus lanceolatus (giant grouper)
Lineage: Eukaryota; Metazoa; Chordata; Actinopteri; Perciformes; Serranidae
Gene: katna1
Product: katanin p60 (ATPase containing) subunit A 1
Biological process (GO): microtubule severing
Cellular component (GO): microtubule cytoskeleton
Molecular function (GO): microtubule binding; ATP binding; microtubule severing ATPase activity
Source: RefSeq, a predicted model, not a curated record